Messenger RNA from Podarcis muralis (Common wall lizard), 434 nucleotides. Lineage: Eukaryota; Metazoa; Chordata; Lepidosauria; Squamata; Lacertidae. The record is from RefSeq and is a predicted model, not a curated record.
GGCUAGUGGAAGCUCCCAGCAGCAGCUACCGCAUCCUCUUGACGUUCAUGUUCAUGGACACUGAAUGCACCUAUGACUACCUGUUCAUCUACGAUGGAGAUUCUCCCAGCAGCCCUUUGCUGGCCAGCCUCAGCGGCAGCACACUGCCCCCCACCAUCGAGGCCACCUCUGGCAAGAUGCUGCUGCACCUGUUCAGUGACGCCAACUACAACCUCCUGGGCUUCAAUGCCACCUACACGGUCUCACUGUGCCCAAUGGGCUGCUCGGGACACGGGAUCUGCGACAACGACGGGCACUGCACAUGCUUCCAAGGUUGGGGCGGCGAGGGCUGCUCCAUGCCUGACUGCGUCACCUACUGCCAGAGCCAUGGCAGCUGCAGCCAGGGCUCAGAUCAUUGCCGGUGUGAACCGGGCUUUGUGGGCCGGGCCUUGUGA